GUGUGUGACACUCCUCACCAAGGACAUGUGCAAGGAGACUUGAGUUCAUCUUGCCACCACCUUGCAGAAUUUGAGGAGUGCUGGUGAGUAGCAGCUGGAGCUAUAUCUGCAUGAAACACAAGCUGCUGAUACCUGCAGGGGCAGGACUCCACAAGGCCACAAACACCACUGGCCUUGGAUGGGCUUUGGAGCUGGUCUCGUGCAGCUGUGGCUGCAUGACCUUGCUGAAGGCUGGCUCUAAUGAACCUGAUAGAGGGGGUUUGCCCAGAUGGGCUCAGCUGGGACACAGCCAGGCCUUGCUGCUUGUGCCAGGACUGCUGUGUGGCACCACAUUGCCCUGCCAGGGGCACAGCAGCCCUUGCUGCCCUCGUGCCCUGCAGUCCAGCUGUGCCAGGUGCUCUAGGGCCCUGUCAGGUCUAACUGGCCCCUCACUGCUCAGUUACAGCUGCUCUGAGUGACCCAGAAUGCAGAAGCCAGAUGAGCCAUUGGGUGCACCAGAGCUCUGCAGGGUAGCACAGCAGAGCAAGGGUCCAGCUUCCUGCAUCAAUCACAUCCUUGGGUGAUGGAGCAGCUUCCUCCUCAGGACUUGCCCCUGCCAGGGACACAGUGCUGGGGUGCUCUGAAGAGGCAGGGCUCUGCCUCAGGGCUCCAUUUUCCCUCACAACCAGAGUGCACAUGGGGCAGUCACRUCAGGACCCACUUGCAAACGUCUUUGGCGUGGGGAUGCUGUGGGUGCUGCAGAGGGAUGGAGUGGGCUGUCCCUGGGCGGUGAUGAGGUGGUAUUGGCAGGGGCUGAGCUGCCUGUGGAGGGCAGGAGGCACCCACCAGCUAUGAGAAGUGCAUGCUGACCACACUGCUGUGGAGGACAGCYGGGUCUGGUGGCCAUGUGACAGUGUCACAGACAGGAGGGCCUUCACGCCUGCUGAGCUGGUGGCCUGUGGCUGUAACGGUCUGCUGUCCUUCCGCACGAGGCACCAGCUGUGCUGCAGCCAGCUCUGCACCCUUGGCAAACACCUUCUGCCCGGUGACCUUGGCAGCCACCCCACCAUGCUGCCCAUGGCUGCUGCUCCUCAGGUGGCCCUGGAGAAGAGGCACCGCCCUUGGCAUCAUCAUCAGUUCCCRGCCCCUGCAGCAGGUUAUGCUGUGAUGGAGCUGCAUGAAGGGAGCAGCAACUUUCUUAUGCUGCUUCUGUGAUGAGCCUGAAGGAUUCUGGCACUGCCCAUCUCCCAUUCUCCCUGGUGGUCCCCAGCCUGCUGCCUCCACAGGGCAUCCUUGGCACAGUAUGGCCCAGGGUCCUGACUUCCUGUGUGCCUGGCAGCAGAAAGCCUGGGUAUGAGACCCCAGGGAAACCUCACCAAGGAGAGAUGGUCAGUGAUGCUGCCCCAGUGUCCAGGACAGAGCUGGUAGGGUGUACUGUGGGUGCAUUGGUGCAGCUGGAGGAACUGGCCUGGGGUGAAGGUGGGUGCUGAGCAAUGCUCGGCUCUCACCCCCUCCCUUCAGCCCAGCUGCAGCAGAGUGAGCAGCCCUGGGGAGCAGAGUCCCUGAGCCCCGUGUGUCAUUUACAUACGUCCCACUGGCGCCCACAGCACAGCGACCGGGGUUAGUGCAGCACCCCUGACCCUCUCGGAAACAGCCUCCCUUCCUCUGCCUCGUCAUGGCCCCGGGCUUCAUGGUCCUGCUCCUGGUGGGGACGAUGGGCACAGCUUCCAGGACUCAGCCYGUGCUGACCCAGCCGAGCUCUGUGUUCGUGCUGCCCGGGCAGACAGCUCAGCUGUUGUGCACCCUGAGCCCCCAGUACAACAUCAGCCACUUCGGCAUCUCCUGGUACCAGCWGCGCCCGGGGCACUCCCUGAGGUAUCUGCUCUAUUACAACUCUGAGCGAGACAAGCACAAGCCUGCCAAGACUCCUGACCGCUUCUCUGCCUCCAAAGACCUCGCCAGCAAUGCCUGCAUCCUCACCAUCACAUCCGUCUGCCAGGAAGACAACGGCACCUAUUACUGUUCCCUGUCAUCUGCCUCAAAAUGGUUCUAGAAAUGGGGAACAAAAGCUUUCCGUGCUUUCCCUGGCAAACCUGACGUGCUCUCAGCAGGGAGAGCAGCAGCUCUGGGAAGAAUGGGAAAGGCCAUCUCGCAAGCUUGAGCAGGCCCGGCAGCGCUGCUUUGUGCUGGGACGUGCAGCAAACUCCUCUUUUGUCCCUAACUGUCCCCCACGGGGCAACAGGGAGCCCAACACGGCACGAGCCCUCCAGAGCCUCCUGCUGCAGCGGGAGGAUGAAGGGCUCUGCUGUGGCCUGGCUCUUCCAGCAUCCGGCACAAGGCGGCGUUCAUCCGCCUGGGGCUUCCGCAGAGUCUGGCUCACCUGGUAAUAAAGGUUAAUGCUCA
Molecule: messenger RNA, 2382 nt
Organism: Malurus melanocephalus (red-backed fairy wren)
Lineage: Eukaryota; Metazoa; Chordata; Aves; Passeriformes; Maluridae
Gene: VPREB3
Product: V-set pre-B cell surrogate light chain 3
Exons: 2
Coding region: 1655-2032 (125 amino acids)
Biological process (GO): immunoglobulin production; immune response
Source: RefSeq, a predicted model, not a curated record